AUGUCUUCAAGCCAAAGCAACAUCUACUCCCAAAGCUUCAACUACGGCAGUUUUCUCCAGAAAGGCGUCGAUCCCCGCACGGGUCAGUACACCUGCAGCAUCGAAAUCUACGAGACGCCAUCACAAGUCCGCAACUGCCCUCCAUUCAAGCUAUCGCUCGGAUUCAAUCCCCUUAACAGCCAGAACGCCGGGCUCGGCACGGGCUGGUCUUUCAGUCUGUCCUCAUACGAGCACAACAGUCGACGCACGCUGCUUCUCUCCACGGGUGAGAACUAUCAAGUUACGGACACCAGCAGUCUUUUCUCCGUCGAUGAUCAGAAACUUAAAAGUUUCACUAUCAAGAGAGGAGACGGGGACUAUGAGGUUAUAUACAAAUCGGGAUUGAUCGAGGUGCUCUCUAACGACAAAAAACGCUGGGACAGAUCGCUCCCCACCGUGCUUUAUGCUCCCAACGGUCGCUCUCUGCAGUUGGAGUACAAAAGUUACAAUGGACAGCCCCGACUGAUUAAGAUCCAAGACGGGUCUGAAGACCUGCUAUCAAUCAACUACGAUGUGUCUGGGGAAGUCAGCAUAACUCGCGCCCCAGAUACCCCCGAGGCGAACACCUUCGUUCUCAGCCUGAAGAGCGAACGAUUGACCAGUAUCACAACGCCGCUGUCCGCCAUGCCCCCAUGGAAGUUCGACUACGACAAGCUCGGCGACCUAACCUGUAUCACCGAGGUGACCAGCCCCACGGGCUUAGUCGAAGCGAUAGCAUACAACGCGGUAGGCCACCAGAUGCCGUCCGGCGCGCCACUAGACGAAAGAAUCCCAUACGUAGUUUCCCACAUGGCCUACCCAAGCCGCCAGCAGCCGCGGAUCAAGACGACAUACAGCUACUCCGAUUACAACUUCCUCGGCUACGGUGGGGGUCGACACUGGGAGAAUGGCGAGGAUAAUUUGUAUCGCGUGCCUGCGGACUACAAGUAUACGUCGACUGUGACUAUCGACGGCGGUUCCACCACCGAGUACACGUAUAACAAGUUCCAUCUGCCGAUCAGAACGACGCAGAAGAAGGGAACUAAGCUGAUGACGCAGACGACGGAGUACUAUGCGCUUGCGGAUACCGCGUUUGAGAAACAGCCGGCGCAGUAUCUGCUGCCGAAAAGCGUGACGACGACCUACGAAGACACACAGAGCAAGCAGACCCGGACGGAGACGAGCACAUCUGAGUUCGACGAAUGGGGCAAUCCGACGAAAGAUGUUCAAGCCGAUGGCGUAGCGGUCUUGCGCACGUAUUACCCCCCGACAGGCGCAACGGAUCCGGAUACAGGGGAGGAAGUCUGUCCUGCUGAUCCGCACGGCUUUCAGCGGUACAAGGCUACCGAGACGACGGUCCCGGCGGAGAGUGACUAUCCCUCGCUACCACGGACAGAGCACUACACUUACUGUGAGCUUCCGACGGCGACGGAUGCACGCGUCGACAAGUUUGUGGUGGUCAAGCAGUCGAGAGUCCUCGAGGGAGACACCUGCGUGAGCACAGCCGAGUAUAGCACUAUCAACAAGCCGGACUCUCGAGACCACGGCCGCGCAGAGAGCCAGGUCACCCAGCUGGCUGAACAGCAUCCUACAACGCAGACAUGGGAGUAUAAGUACUCGGAUAGCAGCAAUCAACUGAAACAAACGAUCACGACAAAGAGCUUCGACGGGUUGACCGUCAGUGACGAGACCGACAUAUCCCUCUCUUCCGGCCUGACCAUGUCCCAUAAAGACCAAGAUGAGGUCCAGGACCGCUUCGAGUACGACAAGCUCGGUCAGAUCCUCAAAGUGACAACAGCUGUGGGUACAGGGUACGAAACAUCGCGCGAGAACAAAUACGGCAUCCCGGAAGACGGCCACGGGAGCCAGAAAACAGUGAUAGACACCGAGGGGUUCGAAACGCGGUACAUCACGGACGGGUUAGAACGGCUCUGCGAGGUUGAGAAGCAAGACAGCGAUGCGUCAACCGCAGCCGGUACCACUCGCAAAGUGCAGGAAUGCAAGUAUAACGCGCUGGAUCAGUGCAUUGAAAAGGUAGAGAUCGACUGGCUGCGCUCAGACAGCGGGGCAGUAGAAAAGCGGAACUCGCAGAAACUGGAGUACGACGACUGGGGCGAGGUCUACAAAACGACCGAUAACACAGGGGUGGUGAGCAUAUCCGAGACCGAUCCGAUUGCACGCACGCGCAUCGAAGGCAUCGAGGGCGAAGGACAGACCAAGACAACGCUCAACAAGUCCGGUGCUCCCAUCCUGACCGAGCUGCUCCGCAAGGACGGCACGCCGUACAGCCAGUUCAAAUACUUCUAUGACGGGCUCGGCCGGCUCGUAGAGCAGGAAGACGCACUCGGUCGGAAGAGCCGAUUCCAGCUCGACGCCUUCGACCGGGUCGUCAAGACGACCUAUCCGAGCGGGCGGGAGGUCACCACCGACUAUGCACCGCACAGCGACGCGACGUUGCCGGUGUCCGUGUCAGAGAACGGCGCUACCAUGGGCGCGCAAGACUUCGACGGCCUGAAUCGCGUGAAGACGAAAACGGUCGGUACAUGCACGGUCAAGCACGAAUACGAGGGUAAUGGGCCUGAGCCGAGCAAGAUUCAAACCCACAAAGGGGACAGCUUCAACUUCACGUACGAGCCUGCGCUCGGACACGCUGUCACGGCCACGUCCAUCAAUGGGGCAGCUGAUACAAUCGAGUACGACCCCAAGACGGGUGUUCCAUUCAAACUCGAGAAUGCGUAUAGCUCUAGGGACUUGAGAUUUUUCCCCUCCGGGCUGUUGAAGGGGGAGACUGUCACGCUUAAUGAUGAGAGGACGUUUUCGUCAGCCUCUGUGUAUUCCAUGAAUGGCAAGCUGCAGGCUUAUACAGAUGUACAUGGGCAGGAGUAUAAAACGGAAUACGAUCCUUUCGAUAGAGUAGAAGCGCUGGCACAAGGGACGAUGAAAGUCUCAUUCACAUACGAUAGUAUCAACCGCCCAUCAGACAUCGAAGUACAGGAUACAGCGCGCAACACCAGUCUCACGACCAGUCUGAAGUACGAUGACUUCAGCCGGGAAGAAGAGCGGAUUGUCCGCCAGGGCGGAAAGACGCUAUACAAGCUCACCCAAUCGUACACUAAGACCGGCUUGGUGGAGGCGCGCCAUCUGGAAGAUGGGAAUGGAACCUCCCUCCGCGACGAAACGUUUGACUACGACGAUGAUGGACAUCUGGUGCACUAUACCUCCGAGGGAAGCCAGUCCCCGACAGACGAACAGGGCCGGCAGCUAAAAAGCCAGCAUUUCGUGUUUGGCGACCACGACAACCUCAACGAGGUGACGACGCACUUCCACGAUAGCAGCAAGAACACCACGUCGUACUCGUACAAUCGUCAGGAUCCGACGCAGCUGACCGCCGUCACAAAAUCCCAUGACAGCCAGACCGUUUUUCUCGAUUACGAUGACAACGGCUGUCUAACCCUAGACGAGCAAGGCCGUCGUCUCGAAUACAACAGCAAGAACCAACUAAUCUCCGUUCGCGAUGCAGAUGACACACUCCUCAGCCAAUACCACUACGACGCAGGCGGCCGACUGGCCUGUCAAAGCAUCCCCGGCCAAGACGACCACCAUCUCUUCUACAGAGACGAAAAGCUCAUCGCCGUGCAAACCGGCGACCGCAAGAUCAGCUACAUAUCCGACAGCCAAGACUACUUUGGCCAAACGGUGCAAAACGGCUCCAACACAGAAACCCAGCUCUGGGCAAGUGACAGCCACGACUCUCUCCUCUUCUGGGCAGACGGCGACGAAGUACACCACCAGGAAUACACGCCCUACGGCGUGUCCAGUCCCAGUCAGGGAAGACCCUCCAUCGGGUUCAACGGCCAGUGGCGCGACCCCGUCACAGGAUGGUACCACUUGGGUAACGGGUACAGGGUGUAUAACCCAGUCCUUAAGCGGUUCCACACGCCAGACCCAUGGAGUCCGUUCACGUCCGGCGAAACCAACCCGUACGCGUACUGUCUAGGCGAUCCUAUUAACCGCGAUGAUCCCAGCGGACACGGGUUCUUCGGGUGGCUGAAGAAGAAGUGGAAGAAGAUCGUUACCACGGCCAUCGGCGUGGUAGCCAGCGUCGCGGUGGGCAUGCUAACCGGUGGUGCAAGCCUAGCUGUUCAAAUCGGGAUCGGGCUCGCCGUUGGCGCAGCGACUGAAUUUGGUGUGAGCGUCGCGACAGACCUUAUCGAGCAUAAACCUGUGGACUGGGGCAAAGCGGGUAUCAGUGCGGGUGUGGGCGCACUUACAGGAGCAGUCUCCGCGACGGGAAUGUUCGUGCUAGAUAAAGGGUCGAAGGCCGUGGCGAAGCUUGCGGGGGACAGCGUCAAGACCGGGAUGAAGGAGGCUGGGAAGCAGGCUGUUAAGGAGACGGUCAAGAAGACCGGGCUGAAAAAGGUUGUCAAGGAAGUUGCGGAGGGGCUGGUUUUCACGGAGGGAGUCACCAACGCCGUGAUCAUGCCGAAUCUUCCGGGGAAGCUUUCGUCGACGGGGCUUGUCUACGAAAUGCUGGAUGAUAGCGGUGGAGGCUCCUCGAGUGCCGGUGGUUCGGCACAAGGAUCAGCUGGGACGAGGGACUCUAUUCGGCCUAUUAUGCGGGACGGGGAGAGUGCGGUAGGGGGUCUUCGAAUGUAG
Messenger RNA from Aspergillus campestris IBT 28561, 4674 nucleotides. RefSeq names its product RHS repeat protein. The record is from RefSeq and is a predicted model, not a curated record. The transcript has a single exon. Bases 1 to 4674 code for a protein of 1557 amino acids. Lineage: Eukaryota; Fungi; Ascomycota; Eurotiomycetes; Eurotiales; Aspergillaceae.